ACCACCUUCGUGGUAUAUUUCAUAACAUAAAAUAGCAUCUUUGUACUACUCUUCUUGUUCCCUCCUACCUACAAUGUAUUUGUUAUUGGUUAAAGUCAUAAAAACAAAUUAUUAUGUAAGAAAGUUUAAUUCCAAAUCUUCUCACAAAUAUUUACCAAAACAACAAAAAGGACUCUGAUUUAAUCACAAAAGCAAAAUUGAAGAGCCAGCAUCAUCAUCAUGGCAUUCCAAACCACCAUAAUCGGCCCUCAAUACUGUGCUCCGUAUCCGCUUGAUCUCGCCGUCGUGAAAAAGGUUAUGACAAUUUCAGACGGAAACUUCGCCGUCACUGAUGUCAACGGCAACAUUGUCUUCAAAGUUAAAGGAUCUCUCUUAACCCUCCGUGACCGCCGUGUCUUGCUUGAUGCCGCCGGUAACCCCAUCACCACCCUACGUCGCAAGAUAGUAACUAUGCAUGAUCGGUGGGAAGCUUAUAGGGGUGAAAGCACAAACGCUAAAAAUCUUAUAUUUACAUUGAAGAGAUCAUCUCUAAUCCAGUUUAAGACCAAACUAGAUGUGUUUUUAGCUAGUAACACAAAAAAACAUGUUUGUGAUUUUAAAAUCAAAGGUAGUUGGUUGAAACGAUCUUGCAAAGUUUAUGCUGGUGAAUCUAACAACAUUGUUGCUAAGAUGCACAAAAAGCACACUGUUAAGAGUAUUUUGAUUGGUAAAGACCAUUUCAUGGUCACAGUUUAUCCUAAUGUUGAUUACGCUUUCAUAGUGUCGUUAAUCGUGAUUCUUGACGAGAUUAACGCUGAUGAAGAGAAUGGUUGAUUAUAAUAUUAGUGUUUUAUAUUCAUGUUAUUUAAAAUUUCUGUCAAAUAUAACCAAUAAAAAUUGCUGUAAGUUAAAGGUAUAUUUAGGUCAUCAACUAAGGGUUUACAAAUUACAGAUAAAAGCUAUAUAUUGUUUUUGUUCGGACAAUAUCAAUUACGUUAGAAUUACGUUAAAAUGAGCUAUGUUUAUGAUGGUUGUUAAUUUUAUAAAAAAACGUGUCUAGGUCUUGAACAUGUUUGUAAAGGAGAGGUUGUCAUUUUGAGUUGUGACCAAGGGGUAUAGAGUUCAACGAAUAGUGUAAAUGCUUGCAAAAUUUAACACCAUAUACAUGUGGUCCAUAUCAUCUGUGUAACGACUAUCCGCGUCUUCGCCUUGUAACGACUA
Lathyrus oleraceus (garden pea) is the source of this 1200-nucleotide messenger RNA. Its product is annotated as protein LURP-one-related 15. The transcript is spliced from 3 exons. Lineage: Eukaryota; Viridiplantae; Streptophyta; Magnoliopsida; Fabales; Fabaceae. Bases 220 to 813 code for a protein of 197 amino acids. The record is from RefSeq and is a predicted model, not a curated record.